This is a messenger RNA of Hyalella azteca, 2544 nucleotides long. It is a transcript of the gene Mcm7, whose product is annotated as DNA replication licensing factor mcm7-B. The coding region runs from base 100 to 2265 and encodes 721 amino acids. Gene Ontology annotation, cellular component: nucleus; MCM complex. Gene Ontology annotation, biological process: DNA replication initiation; DNA replication; DNA strand elongation involved in DNA replication. NCBI's taxonomy places the organism in Eukaryota, Metazoa, Arthropoda, Malacostraca, Amphipoda, Hyalellidae. The record is from RefSeq and is a predicted model, not a curated record. Gene Ontology annotation, molecular function: single-stranded DNA helicase activity; ATP binding; single-stranded DNA binding. The transcript is spliced from 15 exons.
UCGACUUUCUUGCUGCCGCUCGAUUUGGCGGGAAUUUGUACUACCAGCGUAUCUUCUGGGUCUAAUUCUGCAAGCAUUUUCUGAAAAUAAACUGCUGCUAUGUCUAAACAAGCAAGAAAUUACGAGGAAGAGAAAGAGGCCAUCAAACGAUUCCUGGCCGAGUUUCAUGAAGUUGAUGAUGAGGGCCGGAAGAAGUUCAAGUAUGCCAGGCAGCUUGUGGCACUGGCCCACAGAGAGCAGGUGUCCUUGACCAUUGACUUGGAUGAUAUAGCUGAGUUUGAUGCUGAACUUGCUGAGGUAAUGCUGCUGAACACCCGGCGCUACACUAACCUCUUUUCUGAGGUGGUUUAUGAAAUGUUGCCAGACUAUAAGGAGAGAGAGACUGUAGCUCGUGAUGCACUAGAUGUGUACAUUGAGCACCGUCUCAUGAUGGAGCAGCGCACCAGGCAGCCUGGUGAGGCUCGGUCAACCAGCAACAGAUAUCCUCCUGAACUCAUGCGCCGUUUUGAGAUUUACCUGAAAGCGCCGUCAAACCAGAAGCCUCUGGCCGUCCGCAGCGUGAAGGCUUCUCACAUUGGCAAGCUAGUGGUCGUGCGAGGCAUUGUCACGCGUUGCACCGAAGUGAAGCCCAUGCUGAAAGUAGCAACGUACACCUGUGAUCAGUGUGGUGCUGAGACCUACCAGCCGAUUGCCAGCACCAGCUUCAUGCCGCAGCUCCAAUGUCCCAGCGAUGACUGCCGUGUUAAUAAAUCUGGCGGCCGUUUAUAUCUACAAACCAGAGGCUCUAAAUUUGUAAAAUUCCAGGAAAUCAAAAUUCAAGAGCACUCGGACCAGGUGCCAGUUGGGAACAUCCCACGUUCACUGAGCGUGAUGUGUUCAGGAGAACAGACACGUCAGUGUUCGCCUGGCGACCACGUUAGCAUCUGUGGAGUGUUCCUGCCACUGAUGAGGCAAGGUUUCAAAGCCAUGGUUUCAGGGCUGCUGUCCGACACCUACCUCGAGGCGCACAGAAUCGUGAGAAUGAACAAAAUGGAAGAAGAUGAGUUGGGAGACGACGACAUCACAGAGGCAGAGAUCAAGCAGAUCGCUGAAGAGGACUUCUACAAUAAAUUAGCGUCCUCGAUCGCUCCGGAAAUCUACGGCCAUGAGGACAUUAAAAAAGCUCUGCUGCUGCUUCUAGUUGGGGGCGUUGAUCGUAAUCCAAACGGGAUGAAGAUCAGAGGCUGCAUCAACAUCUGCCUCAUGGGUGAUCCUGGAGUGGCCAAGUCUCAGUUGCUUUCGUACAUCAACAGACUGGCCUUGAGGAGUCAGUACACUACGGGCCGUGGCUCCAGCGGAGUGGGUCUUACAGCGGCCGUGAUGAAGGAUUCCCUGACGGGGGAGAUGACGCUCGAGGGCGGCGCUCUGGUGCUCAGCGAUCAGGGCAUCUGUUGCAUCGAUGAGUUUGACAAGAUGGCCGACUCGGACCGCACUGCCAUUCAUGAGGUCAUGGAACAGCAGACCAUCUCAAUUGCAAAGGCUGGAAUUAUGACUACUUUGAAUGCUCGAGUGAGCAUUUUAGCCGCAGCAAACCCAGCAUUUGGCAGAUACAAUCCCAAGAAAAGCGUUGAGCAGAAUAUUCAGCUGCCUGCUGCCCUCUUGUCUCGAUUUGACCUUCUGUGGCUGAUCCAAGACAGGCCUGACCGAGAGAAUGAUCUCAGGCUUGCACAACAUAUCACCUACGUGCACCAGUACUCAAAGCAACCACCAAUGCAAAUUAAUCCUCUCGACAUGAAAAUUAUGCGUCGCUACAUCGCGCUCUGCAAGAAGAAGGUACCGACCAUCCCAGAGAGCCUGACUGAGUAUCUGGUCUCGGCGUACGUUGAGAUGCGCAAAGAAGCGCGCAACAACCGCGACACGACUUUCACGUCAGCCCGUACGCUCCUGGCCGUGCUGCGCCUCGCCACGGCUCUGGCUAGGCUACGGCUUGUCGAUGUGGUUGAAAAAGAAGACGUCAACGAAGCAAUGAGGCUCAUGGAGAUGAGCAAAGACUCACUUAACCACAUGGAUGAACGCGCCGGGAGAGCGCAAACGGUGACCGACAAGAUUUUCACGCUCAUUCGCGAGAUGGCGGGCGACAGUAAGAUUGUCAAAAUGUCGGAUAUUCUUGAGCGAUGCACCAGCAAAGGCUACAAACCAGACCAGGUAACCGAGUGCCUGGAAGAGUAUGAAGAACUAAACGUCUGGCAGCAGAACCAAGCUCGCACCAAGCUCACUUUUGUGUAAUUGAUCCCAAGGAGUCGAAAGAAAUUGGCGAAAAAAUUUUUUUCACGAUAAAAAUUAUUGCUGAGGGCAAAGAAAUUGGGUAGUUUCGUAAAAAUUUGUUGAAUAUAAAAAAUGGGAAGUCAGCAUAGAAUACUUCAUCACUUUACUGAUCGUACAAUAGAGUACCUAAUAGAUAUUUACCGAAUGUGAUGGGUGAUUGUGCAGACAAUCAGCUAUGCAUCCGUCUUGAAGUAAUGGUACACGUCUUAGUAAACCUAAAAUUAAUAACUUAGAAGAUUA